GUCGUGGUAGGUAGAUCUUGCGGGAUGGACGUCGACGAGCCGAUGAUUAAUCCCAAUUUCCAUGCUUCGGCUCCCGAGAUCAUCUCGAAAUGGGGCUUCACGCGGCGGCGAUGGAGGCGGUCACGGCGUACACGGGGCUCUCGCCGGCGGCGUUCUUCACGAUCCUCGCCCUGAUGGUCGCGGUCUACAAGGCGGUGUGCGGCAUGUUCGUCGACCCCGACGACGAUCUCCACGAGAAGGCCGUGGCGAACGCCGUGGCGAGCGCCGCGGCGAGCGCCCCGCCGGCACCCCCCGCCGAGCCGGUCCAGCUCGGAGACGUGACGGCGGAGCAGCUGCGAGCCUACGACGGCUCCGACCCGAGGAAGCCGCUGCUCAUGGCGAUCAAGGGCCAGAUCUACGAUGUCUCUGGCUCUAGGAUGUUUUAUGGUCCGGGGGGGCCAUAUGCCUUGUUUGCAGGAAGAGAUGCGAGCAGGGCCUUAGCUUUAUUGUCGUUCGAUGCGAGAGAUCUGACAGGGAAUAUUGAAGGGCUGGGUGAACCUGAGCUUGAAGUUUUGCAGGAUUGGGAAUACAAGUUCAUGGAGAAGUACGUGAAAGUUGGGCAAAUUGUUCCGUCAGGAGCAAGUACUGAUGUCAAGGACAAAAGUCAGUGAGAGCUAGGAAAAACAAAAGAAUGGAAACCGGGAAGUAGAAUGGAUAGUGAAUCCCUCGCUGUAGAUGUGAAUUGGCUUCAUUUUCACGUUUUUUCCCAGUAUGAGAUGAGAUGAUGUUGAGGUAUUCGUUGAUGAGCUUGAGCUGAAUAUGCACUGUAUGUAAUUGUUGCCGCAAUGAUGUAGCUUGAAAGUAAUAUAUGUCAAGUGAGGCGUACUUCAUAUUGAUUGGACAAAA
Eucalyptus grandis is the source of this 885-nucleotide messenger RNA. RefSeq names its product membrane steroid-binding protein 2. NCBI's taxonomy places the organism in Eukaryota, Viridiplantae, Streptophyta, Magnoliopsida, Myrtales, Myrtaceae. Bases 90 to 650 code for a protein of 186 amino acids. The record is from RefSeq and is a predicted model, not a curated record. The transcript is spliced from 2 exons. Gene Ontology annotation, cellular component: endomembrane system; membrane.